This is a messenger RNA of Prinia subflava (tawny-flanked prinia), 6698 nucleotides long. RefSeq names its product clathrin heavy chain like 1 (gene CLTCL1). Gene Ontology annotation, biological process: receptor-mediated endocytosis; intracellular protein transport. The coding region runs from base 443 to 5482 and encodes 1679 amino acids. Gene Ontology annotation, cellular component: clathrin complex; clathrin coat of trans-Golgi network vesicle; extracellular exosome. Lineage: Eukaryota; Metazoa; Chordata; Aves; Passeriformes; Cisticolidae. Gene Ontology annotation, molecular function: clathrin light chain binding; structural molecule activity. The record is from RefSeq and is a predicted model, not a curated record. The transcript is spliced from 33 exons.
GGUCACGUGAGCGUGUGUGGCAGCAGCGGAAGGAUACCGGCACUGACAACCCCUCCCGCCCCUCUCCGCUGGCCGCAGCCGCGGCGGGGACCACCCUCUCCUCAGAGCCCUGUCCCCAGCCCGUGCCCUCAGCGGGAGUGAGGGAUAGCGGGGCAGAGGAAGGCGGGAGGGUGAGGGAGGUGACGGCGAUGGGCGGAGAAGAAGCGCGGCAGGGAGGGACUAUUUGAGGAGACCCUGGCAGGCCGGUGAGGUGCGGAGUGAUCCCGGCGAGUGAGCGGCCCCGCGCUGAGGCCGAGGAGGGCGGCGGGCGCGCCGGGCGCCAUCCCAGCGAGGGCUCCGCGCCUGCGCCGCUCCCGCCGCCGUGAGGGGAGCACCGGCGGCCGCCCCGCUUCACUGCCCGCCCUUGCCCCGCGCCCCUGCCCCGGGGAGCUCGACCCCAACCAUGGCUCAGAUACUGCCCAUUCGUUUCCAGGAGCACUUCCAGCUCCAAAAUUUGGGCAUUAAUCCAGUAAACAUUGGAUUCAGCACCCUAACAAUGGAAUCUGACAAGUUCAUCUGCAUAAGGGAGAAAGUAGGAGAGCAGGCCCAAGUAGUGAUAAUUGACAUGAGUGAUCCAACAACACCCAUCAGACGCCCAAUUUCUGCAGAAAGUGCCAUCAUGAAUCCAGCCUCUAAAGUAAUAGCACUGAAAGCCGGGAAAACACUUCAGAUCUUUAACAUUGAGAUGAAAAGUAAAAUGAAAGCCCACACAAUGGCAGAGGAAGUGAUCUUCUGGAAAUGGAUAUCUGUAAAUACAGUUGCCUUGGUGACAGAGACAGCAGUGUACCACUGGAGCAUGGAGGGAGAAUCACAACCCCAAAAGAUGUUUGAUAGACAUGCUAGUCUUGCAGGCUGCCAAAUCAUCAAUUACAGAACAGAUGAACUCCAAAAAUGGCUGCUGCUGAUAGGAAUUUCUGCACAGCAAAAUCGUGUGGUUGGUGCAAUGCAGCUGUACUCAGUUGAUAGAAAAGUCUCCCAGCCUAUAGAAGGCCAUGCAGCAGCUUUUGCAGAAUUCAAAAUAGAGGGAAAUGCCAAACCUUCUACCCUCUUCUGUUUUGCUGUGAGGAGUCCUGCAGGAGGCAAGCUGCACAUAAUUGAAGUAGGUCAGCCAGCUACUGGAAAUCAGCCUUUUGUUAAGAAAGCUGUUGAUGUGUUUUUCCCACCUGAGGCACAAACAGACUUUCCUGUGGCAAUGCAGAUUGGAAUUAAGCAUGGUGUUACUUAUCUGAUCACGAAGUAUGGAUAUAUCCACAUGUAUGAUCUGGAGUCUGGAGUGUGCAUCUACAUGAACCGUAUUAGUGCUGAUACUAUCUUUGUCACAGCUCCUCACGAACCUACCUCAGGCAUUAUUGGUGUGAACAAAAAAGGACAGGUGCUUUCUGUAUGUGUUGAGGAAGACAACAUAGUGAACUAUGCUACCAAUGUGCUCCAGAAUCCUGACUUGGGACUGCGGAUGGCUAUACGUAGUAACCUAGCUGGAGCAGAGGAGUUAUUUGCCAGAAAGUUUAACACACUGUUUGCUCAAGGAAACUAUGCAGAUGCUGCUAAAGUAGCUGCAUCUGCACCAAAGGGAAUUCUACGUACCAGUGAUACAAUUAGGAAGUUCCAGAGUGUACCGGGUCAGCCUGGGCAGGCCUCUCCCCUGCUGCAGUACUUUGGAAUAUUGCUGGACCAGGGACAGCUGAACAAGUUUGAAUCUCUGGAGCUCUGUCGGCCCGUCCUGCAGCAGGGCCGCAAACAGCUUCUGGAGAAGUGGCUGAAGGAAGACAAGCUGGAGUGCUCAGAGGAGCUGGGAGACUUGGUGAAGACGGCUGACCCAACCCUUGCACUCAGCGUCUACCUUCGAGCUAAUGUGCCAAACAAAGUGAUUCAGUGCUUUGCUGAAACUGGUCAAUUCCAGAAAAUAGUGCUGUAUGCUAAGAAGGUUGGCUAUACCCCAGACUGGAUCUUCCUGCUGAGAAGUGUGAUGAGAGUCAGUCCAGAACAAGGCCUGCAGUUCUCUCAGAUGCUGGUACAGGAUGAGGAGCCACUGGCUAAUAUUAACCAGAUUGUGGAUGUGUUCAUGGAGCACAGUCUUCUGCAGCAGUGCACAUCCUUUUUGUUGGAUGCCCUGAAAAACAACCGCCCUGCAGAAGGCCACCUUCAGACACGUCUCCUGGAAAUGAAUUUGAUUCAUGCCCCGCAGGUUGCAGAUGCCAUUCUCGGAAACCAAAUGUUUACACACUAUGACCGUGCUCAUGUUGCCCAGCUGUGUGAAAAGGCAGGCUUGCUCCAGCGAGCUUUGGAACACUACACGGAUCUCUAUGAUAUUAAACGUGCAGUUGUUCAUACUCACCUCUUGAAUCCUGAGUGGCUUGUGAACUUCUUUGGCUCUCUCUCAGUUGAAGACUCUGUGGAGUGUUUGCGUGCUAUGCUGUCAGCCAACAUCAGGCAAAACCUACAGCUCUGUGUGCAAGUUGCUUCUAAAUACCAUGAACAGCUUGGCACCCAGUCUCUUGUGGAGCUUUUUGAAUCUUUCAAAAGCUAUGAAGGACUGUUCUAUUUCUUGGGUUCCAUUGUAAACUUUAGCCAGGAUCCAGAUGUUCACUUCAAGUACAUCCAGGCAGCUUGCAAGACUGGUCAGAUAAAGGAAGUGGAAAGAAUCUGCCGUGAAAGUAACUGCUAUAACCCAGAACGAGUGAAGAACUUUCUCAAGGAGGCAAAACUCACAGAUCAGCUUCCUCUGAUUAUUGUCUGUGAUCGGUUUGAUUUCGUUCAUGACCUGGUGCUCUAUUUGUAUCGCAAUAAUCUGCAGAAGUAUAUCGAGAUCUAUGUACAGAAGGUGAAUCCCAGCCGUAUACCAGCAGUGGUUGGAGGGCUUCUUGAUGUAGAUUGUUCUGAAGAUGUCAUCAAGAACUUGAUCAUGGUGGUGAGAGGGCAGUUCUCCACAGAUGAGCUGGUGGCUGAAGUGGAAAAAAGAAAUCGGCUUAAGUUGCUGUUGCCAUGGCUUGAAUCAAGGAUUCAUGAAGGCUGUGAAGAACCUGCGACUCAUAAUGCUUUGGCCAAAAUCUACAUUGACAGUAAUAAUAAUCCAGAGCGCUUCCUUCGUGAGAAUCCUUACUAUGACAGCCGUGUAGUGGGCAAAUAUUGUGAAAAGAGGGACCCUCAUCUGGCCUGCGUUGCUUAUGAGAGGGGGCAGUGUGAUCUGGAACUCAUAAAGGUGUGCAAUGAGAACUCCCUGUUCAAGAGCGAGGCUCGCUACCUGGUGCGCAGGAAGGACCCUGAGCUCUGGGCAAAUGUUCUGGAGGAAAACAACCCCUUCAGGCGGCAGCUUAUUGACCAGGUUGUCCAAACAGCUUUAUCAGAGACACAGGAUCCAGAGGAAGUUUCUGUAACUGUGAAAGCUUUCAUGACUGCUGAUCUGCCAAAUGAACUGAUUGAGUUACUGGAAAAAAUUGUCUUGGAUAAUUCUGUAUUCAGUGAACACAGGAAUCUCCAGAACCUGCUGAUCCUGACUGCCAUCAAGGCUGACCGCACCCGAGUGAUGGAGUACAUCAAUCGGCUGGAUAACUAUGAUGCCCCCGACAUUGCAAACAUUGCCAUCAGUAAUGAGCUAUAUGAGGAAGCCUUUGCUAUAUUCAGAAAGUUCGAUGUCAAUACUUCAGCAAUUCAGGUGCUGAUUGAGCACAUUGGCAACUUAGACCGUGCUUAUGAAUUUGCAGAGAGAUGUAACGAACCAGCAGUGUGGAGCCAGCUGGCCAGAGCACAGCUCCAGAAGGACUUGGUGAAGGAAGCCAUUGACUCCUAUAUAAAGGCAGAUGAUCCAUCUGCCUACAUGGAAGUCGUUCAGGCAGCAAAUAGAAAUGAUAAUUGGGAGGACCUAGUCAAGUUCUUACAGAUGGCCAGGAAGAAGGCUAGAGAGUCUUAUGUAGAGACAGAACUUAUUUUUGCUUUGGCAAAAACUAAUCGUCUGUCAGAACUGGAGGAGUUUAUUAGUGGCCCUAAUAAUGCCCAUAUACAACAGGUUGGUGAUCGCUGUUACGAAGAGGGGAUGUAUGAAGCAGCAAAGCUUCUCUAUAACAACGUAUCCAACUUUGCUCGCCUGGCGUCUACCUUGGUGCACCUUGGAGAGUAUCAGGCCGCAGUGGACAGUGGCCGCAAAGCCAACAGCACGAGGACUUGGAAGGAGGUCUGCUUUGCCUGUGUGGAUGGAAAGGAGUUCCGCUUGGCACAGAUCUGUGGCUUACACAUAGUCAUCCAUGCUGAUGAGCUUGAGGAGUUGAUCAGUUACUAUCAGGAUCGUGGCUACUUCGAAGAACUGAUUGCCCUUUUGGAAGCUGCUUUGGGCCUAGAGCGUGCUCACAUGGGGAUGUUUACUGAACUUGCCAUCUUAUACUCCAAAUUCAAGCCUCAGAAAAUGAGGGAACAUCUGGAGCUUUUCUGGUCUAGAGUUAAUAUUCCAAAGGUGCUCAGAGCUGCAGAACAGGCUCAUCUCUGGGCAGAACUUGUAUUCCUCUAUGACAAGUACGAGGAGUAUGACAAUGCAAUAAUUACUAUGAUGAAUCAUCCCACUGAUGCCUGGAAAGAAGGCCAGUUUAAAGACAUAAUUGCCAAGGUGGCCAAUGUGGAGCUGUACUACAAAGCCUUGCAGUUCUACUUAGACUACAAACCUCUGCUGAUCAAUGAUCUCUUGCUUGUAUUAUCUCCACGACUGGAUCACACCAGGACAGUCAAUUUUUUCUCAAAGGUUAAUCAGCUACUUCUAGUAAAGCCUUAUCUGCGUUCAGUCCAGAACCACAACAACAAAGGAGUUAAUGAAGCUCUAAACAACCUUUUAACAGAAGAGGAAGAUUUCCAGGGUUUGAGAGCUUCCAUUGAUGCCUAUGACAACUUUGAUAACAUAACGUUGGCUCAGCGUCUGGAAAAGCAUGAACUAAUUGAAUUUAGGCGUAUUGCAGCGUACUUGUACAAGGGUAACAACCGCUGGAAACAGAGUGUGGAGCUGUGCAAGAAAGACCGGCUGUAUAAGGAUGCUAUGCAGUAUGCUGCAGAGUCCAAAGAUGCAGAGCUGGCUGAGAAGCUGCUGCAGUGGUUCUUGGAAGAAGGCAAGCAGGAGUGCUUUGCAGCCUGCCUUUUCACAUGCUAUGACUUGCUGCACCCAGAUGUAGUCCUUGAGUUGGCAUGGAGACAUAACAUCAUGGACUUUGCAAUGCCUUAUUUCAUCCAAGUGAUGAGAGAGUACCUUACCAAAGUUGAUGGACUGUUCUAUAAGGUGGAUAAACUUGAUGCUUCUGAAAGCCUAAGAAAAGAAGAGGAACAAGUAACUGAACCCACUCCAAUAGUAUUUGGCCAGCAGUUGAUGUUAACAGCAGGCCCCAGUGCAGUACCUCCCCAGGCAAACUUCCCGUAUGGAUACACAGCACCAGGAUUCACCCAGCCGCCUGUUUAUGGUUUCAAUAUGUAACUAGCUCUCUGACAGACCUUCACUGUCUCUGUUCUCUUCCUCCCCUUUUUAACUUCUCCAAGAAGUGUACAAGGCACAGAUGACCUUCUGUUGGCUGAACACACUUGCUGCCCAGCUCAGUGAGGAGACUUCAGCAGGAUGCCUGUUACUGUUAUUUAUUGAUUAUUGUCCGGUUACAUUUCAACCUCUGAAAGGCAGCUUUUGUUAAUGACAUUGUGAGACUCUUGUCUGAAGUUAAGGCACUAUUUCACUAACUCAUAUAGCAAUAACUACUUGAGGCCAGGGGGAAGAGAGCAUAAUUUUCUUUCUUUUGAAAAGCCCAUUGAAGGCAGCUGGGAAAUUGCCUGGCACCAAGUUGUUAAAGCUUUAGUUGAAGCUACUGAAGUAGCAGGAUUGUUAACAAUUCAAGGAAACAUCUCUUUAAUAAUGAAUUGUUGAAAGCUUGUGUACAUCUGACCUCCCCAUUUUAUUUGCAUUCUUAGGUGCAAAAGAAAAUGGGCUUUUCUAAUAUUUGUGCUCUGAAUGUUUAGAGGAAUAUUGGGAAAGUUUCCUUUUCUGGACAAUAAUGCUGUUGGAGUUCAAUGCUGUUGGGGUUCAAUACUGUUGGAGUCUGUUCUCUGUUUUCUGAACUAGAUCUAAGACUUGAAGAAAAUAAAUCUUCUCAUGCCAGAGAGCAAACACUUCCCAGAUCCUUUUUGUUUAACAAGAAGAGAGCAUGUUACUUAUUGACGUUACAUGGUACUAAAACAAACCUCAGCUGUGUGUGGCAAGAGAACACAGGAGUGUGCAUGGGCUGCCAAAGCACUGGAGCUGCAAGAGCACAGCGUCAGGGUUGGGGAGGGGGACACUGCUACCGUACUGAGGCAGUAGGGAGGGCCAUAAUCCUGACUUUUUAUUUGCACCUUUAACUGAUUCUGGCAUUGGCUUCCUGCCACACCGUGUUCUGACCCUGUCUGGUGGGCAGAGUCGGCACUGCCUGAGUGACCAGGGUGCACUGACUCAGUUCUGCUAUGCUGCAGUAGGAUCAACAGCGUGUCCAUCACCCACCUCUUCCUUUGAGAAUGCCAACAGGGAUGUAUUAUUACUUUGUGCCACUUCAAAUACAUGUAUCAUUAACGUUUUAUGUACUUAGAUAACAAUGUAUAAUUUAUGGUUAUGAAUCUUGUGCUAAUCUUGAAUAUUAUAAAAGUCCAAUUAUAAAUGUAAAACUGCAGUA